CAAAGACACGCCAUCAUCAACCGUGGGAGCGAAUCUGUGAAUGGGAUAAUGGUGAAGCUACUUCCUUGAUUAGUACUCUUUACACACUGUUCGGUCCUUUGCACUGGACAACGAAUCGAAAUGACGGGGAGAACUGUGAACUGGUGGACUCAUUCCAAAACGGUAGCUCUGAUCUGGCUUAUGUCUGCAUUCUUAUUCUUCUUCUUGUUUCGAAUGGCUAUACUCAAUUCUUCACACGCCGUGGUGCCAUCUUCUUUAGGAAUUGGACCAGAUUCGACAAUUUCAAACUCAGAAAGAAGAUCCAAAUUGUAUCAAAAGAUGGAAAGAGAUCUAGAUGAGCAUGGAGCUGCUUUCCUAAAACAUGGUUAUACCUCUCAGUCAUUGUCUCUUUCUGAUAUCUUUACCCUAAAGGAUGGGUCGGUAACACCAGUACUAAAGCCAGCAAAACCUCCUGUAAGAGCUAAUGUGUUGUAUUUGAGCACUGAAUUCUCAACUCCCAUAGCGAAGGCUGUAAAGAAUAUUUUCCACCCAUACUUUGAUAAAGCAAUCUGGUUUCAGAACUCUAGUAUGUACCACUUCAGCAUGUUUCACGCCUCCCAUCACAUUGCACCUGUACCUGCCACCAAAGAAGAGAUAGAUGCUGAAGCAUCCUCUGUGCAAGCUGUUGCUCGGACAUUCUGCCCUUUGAAUAUUGUAUUAGAUAGGGUGGUUCUGACUUCAACAGGAGUGCUUUUGGGUUGUUGGCAGGUCAUCUCUGGGACAGAUCCCAUAGCUAUUCGUGCUAAGUUAAGAAAUGUGCUUCCACAUGCACCGGAGAAGCAACUUUAUGAUUCUGCUAUUCUUCACACGUCUUUUGCAAGGCUUUUGGGUCCACCUAAAGCAUUGUCUACGGAGCUGCAUACAACCUCAGACGUACUCCAAUUCUUCCAUGAGCUAGUUAAACGACUCAACACAGACCUCCAUGGGUUCAAGGCAAUGGUGUCUGAACUCUGGUACGUGGAGGAACAUGAUUUGCUUGCCCUUGCACUGAAUGGAAGAAUGAGCAUUCGCAACUUCAAACUUGGCUGCUCGAGAACAUGAAAGCUGAUUCUGAACAGUGACACGGAUGCUUGUUAAUAAAACAUGAUAUUACUUGAUGCAAUGAGGGUUCUGGUAUACGUGUAAUGGCCUCUGAUUACCCACGACGCCGCAGAAUGAACAUUCCCACUUUUACUUGUUGGGUUUAUUAUUGAGUAAUAUUUUUAUUACAGGAGGUCUAAAUUUGUAUAAUCGCGUAAUCAAUUCAGUGUGGUAGUUGCAACUUGCAAGACAUUUUUUUUCCUCUUUGGUCAAUGGCAACACUUUUUAAGCGAUCUUUUAUUUCAUUA
Messenger RNA from Prosopis cineraria, 1367 nucleotides. RefSeq lists its product as uncharacterized. NCBI's taxonomy places the organism in Eukaryota, Viridiplantae, Streptophyta, Magnoliopsida, Fabales, Fabaceae. The record is from RefSeq and is a predicted model, not a curated record. The coding region runs from base 121 to 1080 and encodes 319 amino acids. The transcript is spliced from 10 exons.